Postia placenta MAD-698-R-SB12 is the source of this 348-nucleotide messenger RNA. RefSeq lists its product as hypothetical. The coding region runs from base 1 to 348 and encodes 115 amino acids. The transcript has 3 exons. The record is from RefSeq and is a predicted model, not a curated record. Gene Ontology annotation, molecular function: phenylpyruvate tautomerase activity. Lineage: Eukaryota; Fungi; Basidiomycota; Agaricomycetes; Polyporales; Adustoporiaceae.
AUGCCGAGCCUUGAGUUGAAGACGAACGUCCCGCUCUCUGAUCCCAAGAUUUUCCUCUUAGAGUUCUCGACGCUCGCGGCAAAGACCCUGAACAGGCCCGAGGUCUACAUAUCUGUUAGCUAUAACUACCACGAAAACCUCACCUUCAACGGCUCAUUCGAUCCGGCUUUCCUGCUCACCAUCACUAUCCUGGGCGAUAUGAAGCCGGAACUGAACGAGGGCUAUAGCAAGGCCUUCUUCAGCUUCUUUGAGAGUAAGCUUGGUAUUCCGGGCGACCGUGGCUACAUGUACGUUCCUUGUUGGAACCUCUACGUGCACUAUGCUGAUGGAACUGCAUCACACUCAUAG